UGUAUAUUCAUGGAUGUGUAUUUCAGUGUGUCUUAGUGUUUAUUUGUCUCUCUCUAUUUCGACCAGAAAUGCUGGUGUCCAACAGUUAAUACCCAUCCACCAUAUGGAAGCCCAUGCACUGACUGCCCGGAUGAUUGACAGGAUAGACUUUCCUUUUCUGGUGCUACUGGUCAGUGGAGGUCAUUGCUUGCUAGCUGUGGCCAGAGACAUUGAUGACUUUUUACUGUUAGGCUCAUCACUGGACUCUGCUCCUGGCGAAGCUUAUGACAAGACGGCUCGAGAGUUGAAUCUAUACAAGCUGCCACAGUUUCAAGGCAUGUCCGGGGGUCAGGCCAUUGAACUGAUAGCAGAAAACGGAGAUCCGACAGCAUUCCCGCUCAUACAUGUCAUGUCCAACCGUGCCAGCUGCAACUUCUCCUUCAGUGGUGUGAAAAUAUCUGCCAGAAGACAGAUUUUGGAAGAAUAUAAAAGAUUAGGACUUCCGGAGGACGCUGUUUUACCAAACUUGGCUGACAUCUGUGCUUGGUUCCAGUACAAUGUGGUCUACCAUCUGGGCCGACGCUUGCAGCGGGCUUUUGUAUUUGCAGAAAAUCAGGAGCUCAUAGGAGACAGCAAGACUCUGGUUGUGUCCGGGGGUGUGGCCAGUAAUGCCUACAUUCGAUCUAACCUCCAGCAUAUAUGUGCCAGUUAUGACUACAGGCUAGUAUGCCCUCCCCAAAAACUCUGCACAGACAAUGGAAUUAUGAUUGCUUGGAAUGGAAUGGAGAAAAUUCUGAGCGGGAGAAAUUAUUUUCAGAAUGCGGACUCACUUGAUGUACAAGCACGGGCACCACUUGGAGUUGAUAUUUCCAAAGAUGUGUCCAACUGUUCCAUAAAACCUCCAAAACUGAGGCUGCUUGGACAUUAA
Candidula unifasciata is the source of this 907-nucleotide messenger RNA. The record is from the annotation of a GenBank genome assembly. Lineage: Eukaryota; Metazoa; Mollusca; Gastropoda; Stylommatophora; Geomitridae.